AGCGCGGCCCGGGGAAUGAUGGAGGCGGCAGAGACUAAGGCGGAGGCCGCUGCCCGAGAGGCCCUGGCCAAGGUGGCAGACAUCCUGGAGCCUCUAGGUCUUCAGGAGGAGGCAGAACUGCCCGUGCAGAUGCUGGCUGAGUUUGUGAUGGUGCGUACAAGAUGGGAGCUAGCCUUUCACAAGCCAGGGACUGCUCCUGGGUCCUCCUAGUGAGACACUGGGCAGCGAUAAUGGACUCCCGGAAGAAAGACAAGCUCCUCUGCAGCCAGCUUCAAGUAGUAGACUUCCUGCAGAAUUUCUUGGUUCAGGAAGGCACUGCCCAGGACCUGAACCCCUUGGCCUCUGAAGACACGAGCCGGCAGAAGGCAAUUGAAGUCAAAGAGCAGUGGAAAGAGCUGAAGGCCACCUACCAAGAGCACGUGGAGGCCAUCACCAGUUCCCUGACCCAGGCACUGCCCAAGGUGGAGGAGGCCCAAAGGAAGCAGGCCAAGCUCCAGGAGGCCCUUGAACAACUCCAGGCCAAGAAGCAAAUGGCCAUGGAAAAACUCAGAAUAGUCCAGAAGCAGUGGCAGCUACAACAGGAGAAGCGUCUGCAGCAUCUGGCAGUGGUUUCUUCAGAGGUGAGGGAGCGUCAGACAGGAACUCAGCAGGAGCUUGAACAGCUAUAUCAGGAACUUGGAACCCUGAAGCAGCAGGCAGGGCAGGAGCAGUACAAGCUGCAGAGGCACCAGACCUUCCUCCACCUGCUAUACACCCUUCAGGGUAAGCUGCUUUUCCAUGAGGCUGAGGCAGAGGUGCCACAAGAGUUGGAUCUUCCUAAGGAUAAGCCCCAGCAGCUGACCCAGCCCCAGGAGCAGAACAUUCGGGACACCAUGGGGAGAGAUGAAUGUGUGUCCUCCAAGGCCAACAACCCGCAGCCUGCUGGAGAUACAGGCUUACCAUGGCUUCCUGGGAGACAGCAACAUGGGGAAGGAUCCUAGAUCAGGUCAGACUCCAACUCAGGCUAUGGUGUCCCUGGACUGUAGGUAUGGCAGGAGCGAGGGUCUCUGGUCUAUCUGUCUCUGUUUCUGUGCUCCGCUAUUCAUGGAGGGGAUGGGACAUGGGGAGGAGCAAGGAGUUUAUCUUAUGGAUGAAGUUUUGUACAUUAUCCCCAUAUCCAGCCUACCGUGGGCUAAUCCCUCUCUUCCUCUUCCCCAGCUCUCUGGCCUCACCCACAUUGCAGGAUGGACUUAAACUCCUUGAGUGCAGCCUGAUUUUUGACUACAUACCAGGUCGGGGCAGGCUCUGGAUUCUGUUUAUGAAAAGCCCUGGAGUUCUCUCAGUUGCCUGUUUUUCCGCUUAUCUUCAUAUGUUGGUGGGAAGAACCACACUCAUAGGCCAGCAACAAGAUAGGUGCUGGGACUGGUGUGAAUAGAGAGGGUACAGAUGGGGAAGGGGCCCUGGCCUGGGGCAUCAGGGGCUGCUUGUCCAAAGGGAUAUACUACAAACAUGCUGAGCUUAAUUCAGGGAGAAGGUGAAUGCUUUAUGCAGGUGAUUAGAUGUGGGAGGAUAAUUUUAAUUACUGAUCCAAAUGUUUACUGAAUCUCUGAUUUGUGCCAGGUCCCUUGCUAUGAACUGGAGCUACAGCAGUGGGCUUAUCUGACCAGUCCCUGCCUACAUGGAGCAUAAUGAGAAUGAACAAUUGAAAAGAUAAAUAGGAUGAUUUCAGGGUGUGUUAAAACAGGGUAGCAAACUAAAACAGAGUAAUACAAUGAAGAUCAAUAGUGAGAGUAUAGAGACCCCCAUCUGUGUAUAUUGGCCUGUGUCUAUGAGUCAGUAUUUCUAUUUGUGUUUGUAUGUGUGUGUUUCUGUGUCUUUGUUGCUUUCAGUCUCCAUUCCUCUGUGUGUCUGUCGCUGGGUGUGUGGACAGGGGCGGGCACUACUGUGUUUGAGAAAGAGAUUGCAUUCCUGAUUGAGAGUGUGGAAACUGCUACUUCAGAGAGAAAGAGAGAAAAAUGACAGUUCUCAGAGCGUAGAAAACUCAUUUUCCAUAUGAGAAAAGGACCUUCAUGUGAGAGAAAGACCUAAACAUCCCCAUGAGAAAGACACUGGGGCCUUUUGUUUUUGGUGAGAGAAAGUUUUAAGAGUCAGUGUUCCCUGUCUGUCUCAGACUGGGUCACCUUCUCUCAGGUGGAGAUUGAGAUCCUUGUGCAUUCCGAUGGUUUGCCCUGCUUUACUAAGGUGUCCCUAGUUUUCUCUCAAAUUGUCUUUUCAAAUGUGUUGGCCCCAUUUUUUACGUAUGAAAUAGGAUAAUUAUCAGAGGUCUUUGGGCUCAGAGAGGAUUGAGGAUACUCCACCAGGGAGCACACAAAUGCCCACAGAGUGGCUUCCUCAAUCUACUCAUCCCCCUCCCUCCCACAUGGUUCCUGCUGUAGCCUUCUAGUAACCCAAAUAUCCAGUCCCAUUUUUCCAUCCCUCCUACUGGAUAGGCUCCCUUACCCCUACAGUCUCAUUUACUUUCUAGUCUCAUGUUCUCCAAAAUGUCUGCAGCACAAACGAGAGAGCAAGAGUACAUAUAUAUAUAUCCACCCCAGGAAAAGAGUGUCUACUAAGGGACACUGGGGUGUGGGUUGGGAUGUUGUGGAGUUUCCCUAUCUUUGCAUACAUUAUGGCUGUCAGCAAGUCAGCAGGGAAGAGAAGACACUCACAUGAAGCCCACCAAGAUGGGGGUUAAGGAUAAUACCCUGAGAUACUCCAAGCCAGGGACAGGGGAAGGAGAUUGGGCAGAUGUACAGUAAUCAAGCACAGAGGUCUGCAAACUUCUGGGAACCAGAUUUCUCUCAAGGAGUGUGAAAUGCAUCAGUCCACACUGAGGCCAAAGAGGAGGGGAGGCUUGAUUAUCUGUUAUGUUCAAAGCCCUUGAUUUGCCCAUGUGGCUGGAGCCUCAAGUUGGCCGGAAGUGUCUUGACUGACCAGCUCAGGAAUUGGGACUUGCUGUCAGAUAGAAGAUGGACUUCAGCUUCCAGCUCUUCUCAGCCCUCUGUUAGGCCCUUAAAGACUAUUCUUGUUCAUUGAUACUUGCACAAGGUAGAUGUGUGCAAGGAGGAAUACUACC
This is a messenger RNA of Orcinus orca (killer whale), 3094 nucleotides long. It is a transcript of the gene ZWINT, whose product is annotated as ZW10 interacting kinetochore protein. The transcript has 8 exons. Lineage: Eukaryota; Metazoa; Chordata; Mammalia; Artiodactyla; Delphinidae. Gene Ontology annotation, biological process: mitotic sister chromatid segregation; mitotic cell cycle checkpoint signaling; establishment of localization in cell. Gene Ontology annotation, cellular component: cytosol; kinetochore; dendrite. The coding region runs from base 162 to 980 and encodes 272 amino acids. The record is from RefSeq and is a predicted model, not a curated record.